AUGUGCGGAGAGAAGCCAUUGAGCGGAGCGCUGUUGAAAAUCAUUGAUCGGGAUCAUGAUGGAGAUAAAGACGACCUUUUGGACGAAUUCCGGACUACCGAUGAUGGUGAAUUCUACCUAAAAGGAGGAACAUAUGAAGACACUCCUAUAGAACCAGCUCUCAAGAUUUAUCACGACUGUGACCAUAAACACAAGCCGUGCAAACGUCGUGUUUAUUGGAUGCUUCCUGCCAAAUACAUUAACAAUGGAACAAUUACGGAAUGGAUGGACAUCGGUUCCAUCAAUAUGGAAAUAAACUUCGGAAACGAGGAACGAGACUGUCGUCAUUAA
Molecule: messenger RNA, 330 nt
Organism: Angiostrongylus costaricensis
Lineage: Eukaryota; Metazoa; Nematoda; Chromadorea; Rhabditida; Metastrongylidae
Source: the annotation of a GenBank genome assembly